Phytophthora sojae is the source of this 639-nucleotide messenger RNA. RefSeq lists its product as hypothetical. Lineage: Eukaryota; Oomycota; Peronosporomycetes; Peronosporales; Peronosporaceae. The transcript has a single exon. The annotation marks the transcript as partial. The record is from RefSeq and is a predicted model, not a curated record.
AUCAACCACGACGCAGUGAAGCCGUUCCCGCAGCCGGAGCCCGUCACGAUCUCGGAAAAGGCCGCGAUCAAGUUCAAACCGCAGAUCCGAAUUGCCACAGGGUGCGUCCCAUACCCCGCUGUGAACGAUGUGGGCGAGACCAGCGGCGGUCUUCAGACUUCCGGCAGCCCCAAGGGCGGAUGCAGAGGCUCCGGCCACGGCUCGCAGGUCUACGGACGCGCGGGCUGGUUCAAUGACGUCUGGGCCAUCAUGUACUCGUGGUACUUCCCCAAGGACUCGCCGUCGUCGAGAAUGGGCCACCGUCACGACUGGGAGCACGUCGUCGUGUGGAUCAACAACCCGGACGUCCCGGAGCCCAAGAUUCUCGGUAUUUCGGCGUCGGCUCACAGCGGCUACAAGAAGUACUCGUCUCCUCCUCCUGAGAACCUGGACGGCAACAGUGUCAAGGUCAACUACGAACACGCUUGGCCCAUCAACCACGCGCUGGACACCACCGACAAGGCCGGCACGUUCCAGGACCUCAUCAUGUGGGAGCAGAUGACGGAAGACGCCCGCAGGGCUCUGAACGCAGUGCACUUUGGCAAGGCCAACACGCCCAUGAACGACGGCAACUUCCGUCACAAGCUCGAGAGGGCUUGG